Molecule: messenger RNA, 1167 nt
Organism: Phlebotomus papatasi
Lineage: Eukaryota; Metazoa; Arthropoda; Insecta; Diptera; Psychodidae
Product: protein tantalus
Exons: 2
Coding region: 119-766 (215 amino acids)
Source: RefSeq, a predicted model, not a curated record
CUUCUCCCAUUGCAUUUGUCAAAGUAGGUCGCUUUUUCUGGACAAAAACAAAAAGAUGGAAAAUUGAGUUUGUUACCCAAAAAAUCGCACUGGAAAUGCUCUGUGCAGUGCAGUAAAUAUGAAUUUCUCACCCACUCUCAUUAGUCUACCGAGUGAUGAAAGUUACGAAGGCAUCCUGCGCGUAAAGAUGUCCAGCCUAAAUUUAGCCAAAACAGACUGUGAUGGGACAUUUGAGAUGUCCACUGAAGUGGAGGAAAAUCUGGAAGAUUCCCUUGAUUCUGCCUCCUCGCCUGUGAGGAGGUCAACAAGACUGUCAAAGAAUGAUUCCCGGACGAAAGAUCCGCUGCACAAGAUAAAUCGACGUACAAUAAUGAAGCCCAAGAGAUGCUUCCAGCCCACGACUGAGAAGCAGAUUGAGGCUUACUACCUGAACAAGAAAGUGGUGAAGAGGUGUACACCGCUGGAGACAAUUUUUGAAGAGCCUAAAGUCAUCAAAGAGAAAGUUACAUUGCUGGGAAAUAGGAAAGUCAAUAGAAGCAUAAAGUUCACAGAUGGCAAGAAUAUUAGCAAAGUCACAAUUCAGAAUCGCAGGAAGAGGAUCAGAGAGAUGUUUGGGAGGGCUCAGAAGUUCAAGAAGGUCUCAAUGGAGUAUUUCCUGGAACAUUUCACAGGGGUCAAAUCGACAGAAUCAGAUCAGCAUUCAUCAAAUCAGCAAGAAGAUUCACCCAAUAAUUCAGAUUUUCCACCAUCCAUAUCAAACCCUUGAGGCUUUGUACAAUCGUCUGAGGGAUCACAAUCACUGCCUGGCGAGACACCCACCUUUUGGUAUUUCUGGAGGGGAAAAGGAGUUUACUUUUUAAAAGACGUUUGAGGUUCAAUCACCUUCGCGGCUGAAAAGGAGGCAAAAGCAGGAGGAUUUUCAGGUACGUGAGUCGUGAGAUACUUACAGUGGCCGGAAGUUAAUUCACACAUUCGAUUUAGGGGAAAAAUACAAAGGGCUCAUUUUUUCAAUGGGAAAUAUUAUGAAAUUUUUAAAAAAUUGACGAGACCUAAUUUAACAAUAAAUUGAGAACUUUUAGACAAAAAAUAUAACGUAAAUAUUGAUUAAUUUAAGAAAACUGAAAAAAUAGAAAAUUUACUCUGACUUGAAUAAAAUUAUGAAACUUA